UUGAAACACAAUUAAUCAAUGAAACAUCAGGUGUUCUAUCAGCAGAAGAAGUUGCAAGAAAAAUAAUAAAAUCAACUCAAAAUGGUUCAUUUUCAUGUUGGUUUGGUAUUAAUGGAUUUUUAUUAGAAUGUUUAACAAGUGGUGCUCAACCAAUAACAAGUACAUUAGAACUUAUAUCACAAUCUUUAACUGUUGGUUUAGCACGAUUGGUUAUUGUUGGAUUAUUAAAUACAUUUUAUAGCAUUACAAAAAAUAAAAAUUUAAUAAAAACAAAGACAAAUUGA
This is a messenger RNA of Adineta steineri, 284 nucleotides long. The record is from the annotation of a GenBank genome assembly. Lineage: Eukaryota; Metazoa; Rotifera; Eurotatoria; Adinetida; Adinetidae.